AUGCAGCCACUCUGUGUGCACGCCCUCAUCCUGGCGCUGAUGCUGGCCUCCUUCUCCGAAGCUGCUUGGAGGCCCCGUGCCCAGCCUCCGGCCGCACCCUCGGGGCCAGGGGCCAACAGGGACAUGGAGGCACAGUGGCGGGAGGCCCUGGGCCCAGCCUCUCCCCACCUGCCAGGCCCCCCACUCCAGGUGGCAGACCUGUCCAAGAAGCAGGCACCAUGGGAGGAGGAAGAGGAGGCCUACGGAUGGAUGGAUUUCGGCCGGCGCAGUGCCGAGGACACCGACACGCAUCCGUAGAGGCCAACA
Messenger RNA from Sorex fumeus (smoky shrew), 306 nucleotides. It is a transcript of the gene GAST, whose product is annotated as gastrin. The transcript is spliced from 2 exons. NCBI's taxonomy places the organism in Eukaryota, Metazoa, Chordata, Mammalia, Eulipotyphla, Soricidae. Bases 1 to 297 code for a protein of 98 amino acids. The record is from RefSeq and is a predicted model, not a curated record. Gene Ontology annotation, molecular function: hormone activity. Gene Ontology annotation, cellular component: extracellular region.